Messenger RNA from Carassius carassius (crucian carp), 2339 nucleotides. RefSeq lists its product as uncharacterized. The transcript has 3 exons. Gene Ontology annotation, molecular function: GTP binding. The record is from RefSeq and is a predicted model, not a curated record. Bases 160 to 1800 code for a protein of 546 amino acids. Lineage: Eukaryota; Metazoa; Chordata; Actinopteri; Cypriniformes; Cyprinidae.
CUCUGUUUCAGCGCGUGCAGGUCGAGCCUAAACCUGUUUCUCCGAGAUUCUAAGGUUUCAUCGCAUCGUUCAUUAGGACGCAACACUUCAGUCAGGACUGCAAAGCUUGGACUGGAGAGGGAUGGUGAAAGUCUUCUGUGAAGUGAAGAAAUUAGUUGAAUGACCACAAUGGAUUCCAGACAGCCACGUCUUCCACCACGCAGACCAACUCUGAUUCAAAGAGGUUCUCCAAAAAGAUUCUGUCUAAGUACAGAGAGAAACGUGCUUGAUGAAUAUGGGAAAGUCAGAAAAUGGACUUAUGGUGUAAAAGACACUAGUAAACAAAACAAAAUUGUUCUGCUGGUGGGAGAAACUGGUGCUGGCAAGACGACUCUCAUCAACACCAUGGUCAACUACAUACUGGAUGUGAAGUUUGAGGAUGAAAUAUGGUAUGAAAUCACAGAAGAAGAAGCCAGAGACCAAUCAGAAUCACAAACCUCUGAAAUCACCAUGUAUGAGGUCUCUUCUGUAAAGAAUCAUGUAUCUCUCACCGUCAUUGAUACUCCAGGCUAUGGAGACACUAGAGGGCUAGAAAAAGAUAUGCAAGUUGCGGAGAAUUUGGCCGUUCUGUUUCAGAGCAAUGAUGGAGUUCGUGAAAUUGAUGCCGUGUGUUUUGUGAUUCAGGCAUCUAAGAAUCGUCUUUCAGACAGACAGCAUUACAUUAUCAGUUCAGUACUGUCUUUGUUUGGAAAAGACAUUGUGAACAACAUUAUGUUUUUAAUAACACAUGCUGAUGGUAUGGAACCCAAAAAUGUAAUUGGUGCAAUUAAUAAAGCUAGAAUCCCCUGCAGACGAGACAAAAGUGGCCAACCUGUUUAUUUCUUAUUCAACAAUCGACAAGCUGAUGCCCGUCACACCGAGAGACGUUACAGUCGUGCUCAAAGAGGAGCUUGGGAAGACAGCAUGGAUGAUAUGAAGCACUUCCUUCAGUCUCUGGACAAAAAGAACAGAAGAAGUUUAGAGUUGACCUCAAAUGUCUUGAUUGAGCGAAUUCGAUUUGAAGCAUACAUCUGCAACUUACAGUUGCAAAUUCAAGAGAUGGAGAUGAAAAAGGCUGAAAAAGUUCAGAUUCAAGAGGCAAUGAUGCAAAACAAGGAAAAGAUUGAAGAAUGUAAAAACUUUACCUUUAAAUUAAAAAAGACGGUGAAAUUGAAGGUGCCCACUGAAAGUGCAUCAUGGAAGAAUAGGAAGGCGACGACCUGCACCUUCUGUGAGGAGAACUGCCAUGAGUUUGGCUGCUGGUGGGCUUCUGAUCCCAGCAAAUGUGAAGUCAUGAAAAACGGCUUCUGCACUGUGUGCACAGGGAAGUGUCAUCACAGCCAACAUGUAAAAAAACCCCAUAAAUACAUCAUCAAAAACUCCAGCAUAAAAGUAGAAUUUGACAACUUCUUGAAGAAUUUUGAAAAAGCUGAAAAGAAUUCCAAGACGUUUUCAGUUAUAAAGGAAAGACUUGACAAAGAUCUGCUUGAGAUUGAGGACCAGAUUUCUGUUCUUCUGUUCAAUGCUUACAGGACCAUCAAGCAUCUGUCUCAGAUUGCAUUAAAACCAGACUCUGCUUUCACUCUUAAACAUCUCAACUUCUUCAUCCCCAGAGUGAAGGAGGCUGGGAAAGAAAACUGGGUACAAGAGCUGGAGGAAAUGAGGACGAACGCUGUAGCUGAAGAAUCCAAUAAAGAUGCUCUGAGUUAUCUUCAACAAGGUCUGGAAAAUCUUUCAGUCUGCAAUGAAAAAGUGCAGACGGGACAGCUGAUGAAUCAAUAACAAUUAAGAAAAGUCUUCACAAUGAGAAAGAAAUGCAGGUUACUCUCUGUAGAUCUGAAGAUAACGUUCAUUUAACUAAUGUCAAGUUCAUUUUACUAAUGUCAAGUUCAUUUUCAUCCCUGUUUUUAGUGUUUAUGGCUUUUGACAUUUUAAUCUCCUGUUCUUUCAUGUACUGUGAUUACACUGUAGACUGUGAUGAGUGGGGACCGGUGGAGUGAAAGUGAUGGGCGACACCUGCGCCACUCACUGCUUUUUUUCUGUAUUUGAUUUUUUUGUUUUAAAUGCAAUCAGUUGAAAUCAUUUUAUGUUUUAUUUCUUUUUUAUUGCUAUUUCCCUCAGAUUGACUGUCUGUCUCUGUCUCUGUAUAGUGCUUAUCUUAAACUCUUGUUAAAUAAAACUGUUCUAUCACAAAAGUUUUACGUUCUUUUGAGUUCACUAACACUACAUUUUCGUUCCACUAAGAAAUUGUGUUGUCCAGUAAAAUUUGUGUUCCUUCACAAAAAGUUUUGUUCAUCCAAUAUAUUUUGUGUUCAAGUCAA